Messenger RNA from Amphiprion ocellaris (clown anemonefish), 1748 nucleotides. Its product is annotated as tubulin alpha-1A chain-like. Gene Ontology annotation, molecular function: structural constituent of cytoskeleton; GTP binding. Bases 117 to 1472 code for a protein of 451 amino acids. Lineage: Eukaryota; Metazoa; Chordata; Actinopteri; Pomacentridae. Gene Ontology annotation, cellular component: microtubule; cytoplasm. The transcript has 4 exons. Gene Ontology annotation, biological process: microtubule cytoskeleton organization; mitotic cell cycle. The record is from RefSeq and is a predicted model, not a curated record.
UAUGAUCAACAAAGCUGUUACUAUAGCGCCUGGAGGAAUAUAAGUAACAGAGAAACCCUCACAGACUGCAGGUUUCCUCUGCAGAUUCUCAACAUCAACAGCAGGAAUCUAUCAUCAUGAGGGAGUGCCUCUCUAUUCAUGUCGGCCAGGCUGGCGUCCAGAUGGGCAAUGCAUGCUGGGAGCUCUACUGUCUGGAGCAUGGCAUCCAGCCGGACGGUCAGAUGCCCAGUGACAAGACCAUCGGAGGAGGAGACGACUCCUUCAACACCUUCUUCAGUGAGACUGGAGCUGGAAAACAUGUUCCCAGAGCUGUGUUUGUGGACCUGGAACCAACAGUCAUUGAUGAGGUCCGUACAGGAACCUACCGUCAGCUCUUUCAUCCUGAACAACUGAUCACUGGGAAAGAAGAUGCAGCCAACAACUACGCUCGUGGUCACUACACCAUCGGAAAGGAGAUCAUUGACCUGGUUCUGGACAGGAUUCGAAAACUGGCCGACCAGUGCACAGGCCUCCAGGGUUUCCUCAUCUUCCACUCCUUUGGAGGAGGAACCGGCUCCGGCUUCACCUCUCUGCUGAUGGAGCGCCUCUCUGUCGACUACGGCAAGAAAUCCAAGCUGGAGUUUGCGGUUUAUCCGGCUCCUCAGGUGUCCACAGCCGUGGUGGAGCCCUACAACUCCAUCCUGACCACCCACACCACCCUGGAGCACUCCGACUGCGCCUUCAUGGUGGACAACGAGGCCAUCUACGACAUCUGCCGUAGGAACCUGGACAUCGAGCGUCCCACCUACACCAACCUGAACAGGCUGAUUGGACAGAUCGUCUCCUCCAUCACCGCCUCCCUGCGCUUCGACGGAGCCUUGAACGUGGACCUGACGGAGUUCCAGACCAACCUGGUGCCCUACCCUCGUAUCCACUUCCCCCUGGUCACCUACGCCCCGGUUAUCUCUGCAGAGAAGGCCUACCAUGAGCAGCUUUCCGUGGCUGACAUCACCAAUGCCUGCUUCGAGCCAGCCAACCAGAUGGUGAAAUGUGACCCUCGUCACGGCAAGUAUAUGGCCUGUUGUCUGCUGUACCGUGGAGACGUGGUGCCCAAAGAAGUGAACGCUGCCAUCGUCACCAUCAAGACCAAGCGCACCAUCCAAUUUGUGGACUGGUGUCCAACUGGCUUCAAGGUGGGCAUCAACUACCAGCCUCCCACUGUGGUUCCUGGAGGAGACCUGGCCAAGGUGCAGAGGGCCGUGUGCAUGCUGAGCAACACCACCGCCAUCGCCGAGGCCUGGGCCCGACUGGACCACAAGUUCGACCUGAUGUACGCCAAGAGGGCCUUCGUCCACUGGUACGUUGGAGAGGGGAUGGAGGAGGGAGAGUUCUCAGAGGCCAGGGAGGACAUGGCUGCUCUGGAGAAGGACUACGAGGAGGUGGGAACCGACAGCAUCGGUGAUGAAGGAGAGGAAGAGGGGGAGGAGUAUUAAGUUUGAAAUAAAACAAACCAACUCUUACUGCAUUCCUUUUAGGCAUCAAAACUACAUUGAAGAUUUCAGAUGCUCUCAGAUAAUCUGAAUGAGCACUUUGAGGUUUGCUUUUGUGUUCAUGGUUUGUGAUGUUUGAAGGGUUAAAAGAAGAGGGGGAGGCAUUUUAAGCGCUUCAAGACAUUAUUGUAUUUCAGCUGUCAUAACCGCAACAGUAUCAUGUAUUGAUCUGACACAAAACAAGAAUACUCUGUGGAAAAUAAAGCAAGCUAGAAUUUG